UGGGAGUGGAGUUUAUAAACAAAAACUUAGUUUGUUGAACUGUUGCGUAAACGGCAAGAAACAAGGCAGAUUUUAUUUUAAAGUACCGUUUGAAUUAACUAAAAAGGCUAAAAUGUUUCGGGAAGAACUGGAUCAAGAUAGUGGUUACAGCAUUGUACUUUUCCUCGUGGAGAAUGUGCGAAAUACGCCGGAACUCAGAAAGCUGGUGAUUAGUGGUGGUUUGGAGUGUUGUAUCGUAAAACCAAGUUUAAUUGUAAAUCCGUUUCAAGUGGUGGUUGCCGCAAACAAAGCAGUGAUAUCAAUGGGGCGCGGAAAAAUGAGUACGAGGAACAUAUAUACCGAAAUUUUGUAUAACUUAUCGCCAACUAAGCAGAUUUCCCAGUCGCUAAUAAAAUUUGGGAUAGAUGAUAAAGAAGAUCGUAUUCUUGUUUGUGUUUUGGAGAAAUGCGGUGAAAAGAAAGCGGAGGAAGUGUUGGAAAAAAUUCAAGGCGAUGAAUGCCCUAUAGACCAACUAAGCAAAUUUACGGAUGUAAUGCUUGUCAAGAAAACGUACAAAAUCAACGACAGUGAAUGCUAUUCAUCUAAUAUUUUAGACUCCGUUGUCAGUCGGAUUUCUACUAAGGAAAUAGUUGUAUGAUAGUUUUACUACAAAUCAUGCUGUAGAUCUACUUAUUCUAAUACGUCAGGGAGAUUGUUUUAUAAUAUCAAAAACUUGUCAACAAUCUCAUGUUGAUUCAAUGGAUGUACAGUUUGCUGAGGAAAGAUGAAUCCAAAAAUAUAAAAAGUGAUUAAUGGACUUCUUAUGAAUUUCAACGUUUUAUGUUGAAAGCACUUUUAUGCAUGCAUGUCAGUGUUGGACUGGUUUUUUUUUGUGUGUGUGUGUGUGUGUGUGUGUAUGUGUGUGUGUGUAUAUGUAUGUAGGGGGGGGGGGGGGGGUGAUGCAAAAUUUAUGAUGAAGGCUGAAAGUGUAGAAAAGAUUCUUCCCUAAGACAAUAUUUAAGCAGCCUGUGAUGUCACUAAUAGGCACAGAGUUGGUCAUUUGACACACAACCACUACUGGAGUUUAAAUGAUACAAUUUACAAUAUUACCAUUCAAUAAGGGCUAAUAAUGAAAAUAAUAAGAGUAUGAACUUUUUGUACAAUUUGUUUGCUGUGGCUUUACUUUGAGCAAUUUGACACUAUAGUUACACAUUGUGAUCUGGAGUUGAUUAACGGUAAGCAGGAGAAAUUGUUCACUUACAUAAACAGUUUAGCCUGAAAUUAUAAUCAGAUGAUAAAAAUCUAAGGUUUUGCCUUCAUAUUACUAUUACUGGUUUACAUAAAUGGACAGAAUUACAGCAGUUUGUCCGUAUAAGUUGCAGUGCCAUGCAAACAAUCUGGCUUUUCACAAAAUGAUAUUUUGUCAUAAGUGAAAGUAUUCGAUUAAUGAAAGGUCUUUGUUAUCUGCAAAUAUAUCUCACAGAAAAAUGCUUGCGAUGUGUUUUUCAGUGGAACAGCUCACUGCCUUUGUAAUGUAAAAAUUUCUUUGUCACCAAUUGAUAGUCUGUUUUUAUGUGCAAGAACUACUAAAGCUUUUGUAGAUAUUGCCAGAGUCUGGUAGAUGUUUCAAUGCAACUUAAAGAAGAAAAUAUAAAAUGUGAUAUAUACACAGUAAGAGAUGUUUCCAAUAAGAUUUGUCUCUUGCUAGAAUGACACAGAAAUAACAGAAGAGUAUACAUCGAAAGUAUAAAAUAAUUUACAGGUAUAACAAAACAGGUGCAAACAGUAUGGCUUACAUUCAGUUUCGCCAACAUGGCCCGAUUGCGCUAUAAAAUGGAAAUAAUAGAAUAAAGAGCUGUAAUUGUCAUCAAGUAAAAUACAAAAAUAACAGGCAUUUUGGCCAUGUUGCAAUGGCUGUCCUUAGGGACAAACAUCAAUUAUUUUACAUGGUGACGCAUCAGCACACCUGAAGGUUGACGAGGAAUGGAAGUAGACAUUAAUAAAAAAAUAAAAAUUUUUUUGUAUGAAGUGCAAAACCUUAUAAUUUUGUCAUUUGUGUAUUUACAUUACAUAUUACAUUUGACACAUUGUAAAUGUAACUGUCACUGAGAUAAUAUCUGAAUAAAAUAUAUUUUGAAAAAAGAAGAAAAUGAUCCAUGAGCUAAGGCAGAUAAGAUACAUUGUUAUAUCCAAAGAGAAAUGUUUUAAAUUAGUCUAAGAAAAAUAAGUACUUUGUAUUAGUAACAUGGGUUUUUAUCACAGAUUCCUGAUGUUUCAUCAGCCAUUUAAUGUAUUUUCUUAACAACUUCAAACUUGUAUCCACAUUUCUACAUUACACAAACAAAAAAUAUCUUAAAUUGCUUAUCAUACUUGCAGGCAAAAGAUUUUGUUUGUUUACUGCAAAUGAAAAUUGUGUCCUUAUCUGAAGUAGUACUAAGUAUCACAGUUCUAACUGUAAUUAUCACAGGAUCAUGAUUGAAGGUAAACACUUGUUUGCACAUAAUAAACUUGUUUUAAAAUUUCAAAAACAGUGAUGACAGAAAAAUUAUCUUAACAAGUUACAAAUAUAUUGAUUAUGGAAUCUGAGGUGACACACACCAGUACUUUGUACCUGCAUAAGGCAAAUAAAUGACCUAGAAUUAAAAUCUAGGAACUAUGACUCUGGCCCUGUGGACUCUUGAUAGUUUCACUGUAAAGUGAAAGAAACCUAAAAUAAUUUGUAAACAGUUACGAACUUAGUUUUCAGAAAGCAAGUAGUAAUCGCAUAGCACAGCAAAUACCGAGAUAGUGUGUUGAUUCCAUCUUCUGUAUUAUAUGCAACAUAAAUAAAAAAAAUUUAAAAAAAUGUUGUGAUGGAAACUAUUUUUCUGUAAUUGGAACAAGGAUGUCUAAAGAUAGAUAUUUUUGAAAAUAGAGAAGGUGAAAUGAAGGGAUUCUGUUUCUAAAGUAUGGUUUUCUUUUACAAAGAAAAAAAUGCAGCUUUUAUGGGGCAAACUUUUGUGGGUACAUGAAUGAGAAUAAAUUUACUUCAAAAAUGAUUUGUUCAUUACUUGCGCAAUGCAGGAAAUUCACAUAUUAAGUUUGGAAGCAGCAUUGUUAUUAGAAGUGACAGAAUUCAGAUAAAUGAAUUUAAAUUUCACAAGUGAGAAUGGUUUGUUUAAGAUGGCCAUGGCAAAUAAUUCUGCAGAGUACUUACACAUCAGUAACAGUACACAAGGAAGACUAAGUAGUAAUGAGCAAUAUAUUUUUCUAGUUCCUUCUGAACUUUUCACCAUUAUUACACUUAAGUGGGGAGGGGGGGAUUGUCAACAGUGAAUAAAUUUCUGUGUCAAAAAACAUGAUGAUAAUAUGGCUUACUCACAAGUUCUUAAAAAAAAGAAAAAAUUAUAAAAAAAGAGGGGGAUUAUCUUAUGCAGGUACAACACCCAAUCUUCCAAUUCUACUUUUUACACAUAAUUAUGAUAUUUGAACUUUUUUCCAUGAAUGUAGAUUUUAUAUUUCUAUCUUGACUUAAAAUAAAAUAACAGAAUAAUCAAAAAUACACUAUGGAGACUGUGUACUUUCAUAUUACUACAGGUCAACUCCUGUUGUCGCAUCGCACACUGGACUGUGUUACAAAACUAGGAAUAAAAUUAUUUUAAAAAGCCAACAAUAACAAUUGAAACAUUCAGUGUAGAAAAAUUUUAGGGUGUUAUGUUAAGUCAUAAUUCACUUUCUACGUUAAUGUAUCAGGCAAUUGCAAGUAGCUUUUCCUGUAGUUAUCUAUGGUAACUAAAAUUAUAUGAUACAGUGAAAAUAGGAUUGAUUUGUGCAUUGUUUAACAAGUGGCUAUACAAUAGUGCACAUGGUCUACAUAAAUUAUGUUGCAUUAUUACAAGUAAGUCUGGUGCUUUGGACUUUGUCUGUUACUGUGAACAUACAGUCAUUCAGCAGUACUUGACAAUUAAGCACUACGCAACAACAAUUUCUGAGGGGAAACAACAAUGGGAAAGUUAAUUGUGUGAGUAAUAACAUCAUCAGAAGAGGAAAAUUACAUUUAGGAAUUAUCACUUUCUGAAUCUGAAUAACGUAAUUUAUACACAAAUAAAUGUACAUAUAGUAAAUGUCAUCUUUGAUUAUUUAAUACAUCUGCAACUGGUAAAACUUCCAUCAAGAAAAUUUGUACAUUUAAUGGCUGAAUUCAGUGCUGAAACAUAUGAAUGAUUGUAAUAUGCUCUAAGACUAGUUUGUAUAGUUACUUUUUUGUCCAUGGUUUCUACUGCUGUUAGCACAAAGCUCCUUGCUGCAAUAUUAAGUACUUUAUCAUCUAUUUUGCAUAAUUUGUCUGCUGUUGUAACAAAUAAUAUUGCACAUCACAUCUGCGUUUCAUACAAAGCAUUAUGCUAUAAUCCAAUAAAAGCAUGAGAUGGAACAGUUGA
Schistocerca americana (American grasshopper) is the source of this 4397-nucleotide messenger RNA. Its product is annotated as EKC/KEOPS complex subunit TPRKB-like. The transcript has a single exon. The record is from RefSeq and is a predicted model, not a curated record. Lineage: Eukaryota; Metazoa; Arthropoda; Insecta; Orthoptera; Acrididae. The coding region runs from base 113 to 637 and encodes 174 amino acids. Gene Ontology annotation, biological process: tRNA threonylcarbamoyladenosine modification; telomere maintenance via recombination. Gene Ontology annotation, cellular component: nucleus; EKC/KEOPS complex; cytosol.